Condylura cristata (star-nosed mole) is the source of this 1968-nucleotide messenger RNA. RefSeq names its product HCK proto-oncogene, Src family tyrosine kinase (gene HCK). The coding region runs from base 176 to 1681 and encodes 501 amino acids. Gene Ontology annotation, biological process: protein phosphorylation; cell differentiation; cell surface receptor protein tyrosine kinase signaling pathway. Gene Ontology annotation, molecular function: ATP binding; signaling receptor binding; non-membrane spanning protein tyrosine kinase activity. Gene Ontology annotation, cellular component: extrinsic component of cytoplasmic side of plasma membrane. The transcript has 13 exons. Lineage: Eukaryota; Metazoa; Chordata; Mammalia; Eulipotyphla; Talpidae. The record is from RefSeq and is a predicted model, not a curated record.
GAGCCGGAGAAGCCCCGCAGCGCGGACGCCCCUCCGAGUGCUGCCCUUUUCCUCGAAAGUUAAUUCAGCUUCUUUUGGACGCGGGCGUCCCAGGACCCCGGUAGCUGCAGAGCUGGGGGGGCGCUCGAGCUGCGAGAAUCCGGGUUGCCCGCCAGAAGAGCCGGCACCCAGCAGGAUGGGGUGUGUGAAGUCCAAGUUCCUGCCGGACAGAGGCAAAUCCCCAAAAAUGCAGCCCAUUGCCAGCUCACACAGCCCCUUGUACGUGCCCGAUCCCACGUCGUCCGGCAAGCGGGGGCCCAAUAGUAAUGGCAGCUCACCAGGGUCCAUGGAGGGCUCUGAGGACAUCGUGGUCGCCCUAUACGAUUAUGAAGCUAUUCACCGUGAAGAUCUCAGUUUCCAGAAGGGGGACCAGAUGGUGGUCCUGGAGGAGUCUGGGGAAUGGUGGAAGGCUCAGUCCCUGGCCACGCGGAAAGAGGGUUACAUCCCAAGCAACUAUGUCGCACGUGUUAACUCUCUGGAGACAGAAGAGUGGUUCUUCAAGGGCAUCAGCCGGAAGGAUGCCGAGCGCCACCUCCUGGCCCCUGGCAAUGUGCUGGGCUCCUUCAUGAUCCGGGACAGCGAGACCACCAAAGGUGACNNNUCUCUGUCUGUGCGAGACUACGACCCCCAGCACAGGGAUGCCGUGAAACAUUAUAAGAUCCGGACCCUGGACGGUGGAGGCUUCUACAUCUCCCCACGGAGCACCUUCAACACCCUGCAGGAGCUGGUGGCCCACUACAAGAAAGGAAGUGAUGGACUCUGCCAGAAGCUGACAGUCCCCUGCGUGUCCUCCAAGCCUCAGAAGCCGUGGGAGAAAGAUGCCUGGGAGAUCCCCCGGGAGUCUCUCAAGCUGGAGAAGAAACUUGGAGCUGGGCAGUUUGGGGAAGUCUGGAUGGCCACCUAUAACAAGCACACCAAGGUGGCCGUGAAAACGAUGAAGCCAGGGAGCAUGUCAGUGGAGGCCUUCCUGGCGGAGGCCAACCUGAUGAAAACCCUGCAGCACGACAAGCUGGUAAAGCUGCACGCAGUGGUCACGGAGGAGCCCAUCUACAUCAUCACGGAGUUCAUGGCCAAAGGAAGCCUGCUGGACUUUCUGAAAAGUGAAGAAGGCAGCAAGCAGCCCCUGCCCAAGCUCAUUGACUUCUCAGCCCAGAUUGCAGAAGGAAUGGCCUUCAUCGAGAGGAGGAACUACAUCCACCGAGACCUCCGGGCUGCCAACAUCUUGGUCUCCGGGUCCCUGGUGUGCAAGAUUGCCGACUUCGGCCUGGCACGGAUCAUCGAGGACAAUGAGUAUACGGCACGGGAAGGGGCCAAGUUCCCCAUCAAGUGGACUGCUCCAGAAGCCAUCAACUUUGGUUCCUUCACCAUCAAGUCAGACGUCUGGUCCUUUGGUAUCCUGCUAAUGGAGAUUGUCACCUACGGCCGGAUCCCUUACCCAGGGAUGUCAAACCCAGAGGUGAUCCGGUCCCUGGAGCGUGGAUACCGGAUGCCCCGACCAGAGCACUGCCCCGAGGAGCUCUACAACAUCAUGACUCGCUGCUGGAAGAACCGCCCUGAGGAGCGGCCCACCUUUGAAUAUAUCCAGAGUGUACUGGAUGAUUUCUACACAGCCACUGAGAGCCAGUACCAGCAGCAGCCAUGAUGGGCAAGACCAGGGCAGGGCCAGGCUCUAGGGCUGUGCCUGUGGCUGCAGCACUGGCUGCCAAGUCGCUGCUCGUCCUUCUCACUUUUCAACAUCUGCCCUCAUUCUAGCCACAGCCCUCCUCUGUCAAGUGGGCAGGAUGGACUGGACAAUCUCUUUUUGACUCUAGCAGUCUACAAUCUGCUAUUCUCAGGAGACCCCCUGAGUUGAUAUUUCUAUUCCCUGGGACAGUUGUAUUCUAGUUAUAUCUGUGGUUUGGAUGGGAUACUUUAAAAAUAAUGAAAUAA